Molecule: messenger RNA, 1452 nt
Organism: Fibroporia radiculosa
Lineage: Eukaryota; Fungi; Basidiomycota; Agaricomycetes; Polyporales; Fibroporiaceae
Exons: 11
Coding region: 1-1452 (483 amino acids)
Molecular function (GO): oxidoreductase activity, acting on paired donors, with incorporation or reduction of molecular oxygen; iron ion binding; monooxygenase activity
Source: RefSeq, a predicted model, not a curated record
AUGUUCUCUCCCAAUACAUUAUAUGCGUUCGAUGCCAUUGUGGCAAUACUAGGGUUGGCUCUGCUGAGUCGUUUUAUCGCGGCUAGGCGCAAGGGGCCCUUCCCUCCUGGACCCAAGGGGUGGCCUUUCAUGGGCAAUGCAUUGGACAUGCCUACUUCACACCACUGGAAAAUAUUCAGUCAGUGGAGUGAAAGAUGGGGGGAUAUCGUUUAUGUCACUGUGUUUGGCCAGCCAAUGGUUAUUCUCAACUCUCUCGACCAUGCGACUGAGCUAUUGGAACGCCGGAGCGCUCUCUACUCUGAUCGUCCGCAAAUGACAAGUAUCGGCAAGAUCGCUGGCUGGGACCAAAUUGUAGUGUUGACGCCGUAUGGUGCACAGUUUCGCGAACAUCGUCGGCUGCUUUCACGUUAUAUUGGAAGUCACAGCGCGAUCACGAAGUUUGCACCUGUCUUGGAACACGAGGUGACAAAACUAAUCAUGCGGAUUAUACGUCAACCAAAGGCACUCGAUCAGCAACUGAGAAGGAUGGCUGCAGCAGUUAUUCUAAAUGUAACAUAUGGCUAUGAGAUGACGGAAGAUGAGGAUCCACUUGUUGAAAUUGUAGAUACUGCCGUGACUCACUUUUCUGAACUGUCGACUCCGGGUGCUCGUCUCGCGGAUAUGUUUCCUGUAUUAGAACAUGUACCUGCGUGGCUUCCUGGUGCUGGUUGGAAAAGGAGGGCAUUCGCUGCAGCUCGGGAUACGUCUGCUAUGGUUGAAGUACCUUACGCGAUGGUCAGAGAGCGGAUGGCUUCCGGCACUGCUAUCCCUAGCUUUGUCUCAAGCAAUUUAGAGGGCGAUCCAAGUAGCGAGCAACAAUACAUGGUCAAAACGACUGCUAGUGUCAUGUAUGCGGGUGGCGCUGAUACCACCGUAUCUACUUUACACAGCUUUUUUCUCGCUAUGACCUGCUACCCAGAGGUACAAAAGAAAGCACAAAUGGAGAUUGACAACAUCAUUGGGAACGACAGACUUCCUACCCUUGGAGAUCGAGAAUCACUCCCUUACGUUAAUGCCGUAUGUUCUGAGCUUCAUCGCUGGAAUCCUGCUGCCCCACUUGGCGUGACACAUCGCCUUGUUCAAGACGACACAUAUCUGAAUUUCGUUCUUCCAAAGGGGACAUUAGUCACGGCGAACGCUUGGCAUAUUCUUCAUGACCCUGCCAAUUAUAAGGAUCCUUUCGUGUUUAACCCUGAUAGGUUCGUCAAAUCUCAUGGAGAGGAACCGGAGAUGGACCCUCGGAAGGUCAUGUUUGGAUUUGGUAGACGUAUCUGCGCUGGAAAGCAUUUUGCCGACGCGUCGGUUUUCUUAACGUGUGCUACUAUACUUGCUACUCUCGAUAUAUCCAAGGCAGUCGAAAAUGGUGUCGUAAACGAACCUAUCAUCAAUUAUGGAAAUGGAACAGUCAGGUAA